Molecule: messenger RNA, 1319 nt
Organism: Spirometra erinaceieuropaei
Lineage: Eukaryota; Metazoa; Platyhelminthes; Cestoda; Diphyllobothriidea; Diphyllobothriidae
Source: the annotation of a GenBank genome assembly
AUGGCCUCCAUCACAACAGACGCCAUAGACUUCACGCUCAUGGCUGAGGCUCAGCGAUCGGAUGACGAGCUCUCCCAAUACCGCCACGAGGACUCUUCUUUACGCCUCCAAGAUGUUCCCCUUCCCACUGGGACUGGCACCAUAACGUGUGAUCUUUCUACCGGACAUGAACGUCCCUUUGUCCCUGCAACUUUACGACGACAAGUGUUCAACGCCCUUCACAAUCUAUCCCACCCUGGAGUCCGGGCGACAGUGAAACUCAUCACUGACCGAUUCGUCUGGCCCAACAUCAAUCGGGAUGUACAGCGUUGGACCCGAUCCUGUCUGUCAUGUCAGCGAGCCAAAACGCAUCGGCAUGCUCUUACUCCGCCAGGAACUUUCGUCACGCCUGAUGCACGCAUCAGUCAUGUGCAUAUUGACCUGGUAGGUUCGCUGCCACCAUCUAACGGUUCUACCUAUAUGCUGACAUGCAUUGAUCGCUUUACUCGCUGGCCGGUUGCUGUGCGUAUUCCGGACAUCAGUGCCGAAACCGUAGCAAGAGCUUUCUUGACUCAUUGGGUGUCCACUUUUGGAGUUCCUGCGAUUGUCACCACUGACCGCGGAUCCCAAUUCGAGUCCACGCUGCUUCGCGAACUCACAUGCCUUCUGGGCACCAACCGAAUACGAACAACAGCGUACCACCCUCAAGCAAAUGGUCUCAUCGAACGCUUCCAUCGACAGCUUAAGACUUCCCUUAGGGCCCAGCCCGAUCCUUCCCGAUGGUCUGAUCACCUUCCCCUGGUGCUGUUGUCCCUCCGUUCCACUCUCAAGGCCGACAUCGGUUGCACUGCAGCUGAUCUUGUCUACGGAAACUCCCUACGACUGCCCGGUGAGUUAGUGUCUCCCUCAAACAUGCUAACGUUUUUCGAGCCUUGCAGUUAUUUGUAGCAGCUGCGUAGUGUCAUACGCAAACUCCGCGCAACGCCCGCUCGGGCGUCACCGGCCAAUUCCUUCAUCCCUUCCGACCUGGAUAAGUGCGAUUUCGUCUUGGUUCGGCAUGACGCUGUCCGACGACCACUCCAACCCCCUAUGACGGGCCGUAUAAAGUCCUUCGUCGAUCUGAGAAAGACGUUGUCAUCGACCGCAACGGCAAGACCGACACAGUCAGCAUUGAUCGCGUCAAGCAAGCCUACAUCGACGACAGUGACCUUUCCUCACACCAACACUGUACCCCGCCGCAAACAGUGGUGCCUCCGACUUCUGGCGACAGUCCCCCUCCGUUUCGCCGCACACGAUCUGGCCGUCACGUCCACUUGCCCGACAGGUUUGUGGCUGGCUAG